GGAUUCACAAACUUUGUUAUGUCCAGUUUGUAGAGCGGACACGAAAACAGAUAAAGUCAGGUUUAAACAGGUUGAAAAGUGGGUGGAGAAUUUCCAAUUAACUUUACUCUACUUUCGAUUUUGAAAGAAAGAAAAUUGACAAUGAAUGAAAAGGGAAACGAUUGUGGGGCGUGUUUAAGGGAGGAUAUCAAGGUUGAAGCUAUUGUUUAUUGUUAUGAUUGUUCUGAAAAACUGUGUGAAGAUUGUAAAAGACACCAUAGGAAGAGUAAAUUAUCAUCACACCAUAAAUUGAUAGACAUAAGUGAGGGAUCGGCGGAAAAGUUAGAUCUUGCAGAAUUCGAAUAUUUAGCAAACCUGUCAAAAUGUCCAUUGCAUGAUACUGAAGAAGUGAAAUAUCUUUGUAAGGACCAUGACCAACUGUGUUGCAAUGAAUGUGCGAUCGUUACUCAUAGAAAAUGUGAAGAUAUGGUAUCUUUAAGUGAAGAAAUAAAAUCAAACAAGGAAGCCAGCAAAGAAUCCCGUAUUGAAAAAAGACUUGAUACCAUUGACGGUGACGUUGAAAAGCUCAUUUCGCAUGAAGCUACGUAUUCAGCAAAGAUUGGUGGGAAAGAAGAUGAAGUGAAAACAUGUUUAAAAGAUCUUAAGGUAAAACUUGAUGCCGCCUUUUGUAAACUUGAAAAGAGGAUCAUGUUGGAAAUGUCAGAAAGGAAACAGGUAUUAUUAAAAGCUAGUUCAUUACAGAGAGAUACAGCAGAGCAACUUAGAGAGAAUAUUAAACAAUGUGGAGAAAAAAUGAAAAUAGCCCAAGCAAAUGGAACAGCAAUACAUGUAUUUCUUCUUGAAAGAGAAAUGGGUAAACAUGUUACAGAGUUUGAGAAAACAUUCACAACUCUUCGACAACAAUCAAGCAAGUCAUUGGUCACGCUGUCAGAAGCACAUUCACUUCAAGAUCUUAUAAGAAAUGUUGAAAAUCUUUACCAAAUCAAAGAAAUGAAAGAAGAGCCAGUUUUGCCUGCAAUUACACAAACUAAAGAUUUCAAGAAUAGGAAACUUACUUAUGAACAUGAGGUCAGUUUGAAUGAGAGCCAGCCAAGAUAUUGUGUUUGGAUUGGAAAUUACAUUGUAGUAUCAUUUCAAUUUUCUUCUAAGUUAGUAGCUUACAAAGCAGAUAACGGUUUGCCUUUAUCAUUAAUAUCAACAUAUCAAUGUGCGACGCCUACAUCAGUAACAGCUACUGAGAAUGACGUGUUUGCUGUUGCCUUGCCAUCAUCUAACAAAAUAAAUAUUAUGAAAAUUGAACAAAAUAAAAUGACUGUUUUAAGAAGUUUAACCUGUCAAUGGCCCAAUCUUUUAACUUAUGAUAAAAAGAGCAAAAAUCUUUUGAUAAUGAAUCAGUCAGAAUCGGUUAUAAAAAAGAUAAAGCUUGAUGGUAAAGAUGCUGGAUUUGUCGAUUUAAGCGGUAUUGAUAGAAAUACAUUGCAAAAUACAUACAACUUAUUUGUUGAUUCUCAGUAUGGUCAUGUCCUUAUUUCUUCACACAACUCAAACAAGUUGCUUUGCUUAGACAUGUCUGGAAAUAUUAUAUUCCAGCAUGGAAUUAAAUUUCCGUGGUCAGUUAUUACAGACUCACAAGGAAAUAUUUAUGUUGUAAAUUAUGAAACACAUUGUAUUCAACAACUUUCUUCAAAUGGACAAUUGAUUAAAGGAAACAUAUUGGGGGGAUAUAAAAUGAAUAAUUCAUUGGCUGUGUGUUUCAACCAAGAUAUGGACAAAAUGGCUGUUACAUAUGACGGAAGUGGAGGAAUGUUGAGAUUAUUCAAAUUUGAAUAAGAGUUAUAAAACUAUUACAAGAUUAUUUAAACAUAAGAUUAUAUGGAACUACAAAGAAGUGGAGAAAUAUGGUUUGUUAGUUAUAGUGUUCGGCUUCAAGGUUACUUUUUACUGUGAUGUGUAUUUGAUAUAUCAAAAAUAAUUCUGUGCGCAUUAAGUAUUACAUUUGACUUCUAUUGUUUAGACUUAAUCAUGAAAAUGUAAAUAACAUAUAAGCAAUACAUAUACAUGUGAAUAUGUUUCUUUAAAUAAAUGAAGCUAAAAUUUACACAAAAUUCAUGAAAACUUUAAAUUUCUUAAUACAUGAUUGUAAAUAUCAGUAAGAUACAUGUUAGAGACAAUUAUUGUCCUGUUUGUUAAUUAAAGAUACAUGUAUGUUUCACAAUAGUUUAUAUUCAUUUAUGAUCAUUACAAAUAAAGAAAUAAAAAUUUA
This is a messenger RNA of Ruditapes philippinarum (Manila clam), 2263 nucleotides long. RefSeq names its product E3 ubiquitin-protein ligase TRIM45-like. Gene Ontology annotation, molecular function: protein binding; zinc ion binding. The coding region runs from base 142 to 1830 and encodes 562 amino acids. The transcript has a single exon. The record is from RefSeq and is a predicted model, not a curated record. Lineage: Eukaryota; Metazoa; Mollusca; Bivalvia; Venerida; Veneridae.